This is a messenger RNA of Erinaceus europaeus (western European hedgehog), 4302 nucleotides long. It is a transcript of the gene SARM1, whose product is annotated as sterile alpha and TIR motif containing 1. Gene Ontology annotation, cellular component: dendrite. NCBI's taxonomy places the organism in Eukaryota, Metazoa, Chordata, Mammalia, Eulipotyphla, Erinaceidae. Gene Ontology annotation, biological process: response to axon injury; negative regulation of MyD88-independent toll-like receptor signaling pathway; signal transduction. The transcript is spliced from 9 exons. Bases 289 to 2466 code for a protein of 725 amino acids. The record is from RefSeq and is a predicted model, not a curated record. Gene Ontology annotation, molecular function: protein binding; NAD+ nucleosidase activity; signaling adaptor activity.
GGGGCGUGGGCUCCUGGUCCGCUGCUUCUCGGGGGAGGCAUCGCUGCCGAGCGCGUCUCCGCAGCCAGCAUCUUGAGCUGCAGCCGCUCUUUGUUCUGUCUGCUGCCUUCUGGACCCUGGGUCCAUUCCUCGCCUCCCAGCCCUCUCCACCCGCCUGCCCCUGCAUCAGGACCAGCAUCCUGGUCCGUGUCCGUCCCUCCAACCCCCACCAGCGGGGUCCCCCUCGCCCGGGGAGCCCGCCCCGCCCCACCCCUCCAGGCCGGGGAUGCGUCCAGCAGCCCUGCGCCCAUGGUCCUGACGCUGCUCCUGUCCGCCUACAAGCUGUGCCGCUGCUUCUUCGCGAUGUCAGGCCCCCGGCCCGGCGCCGACCGCCUCGCAGUGCCGGGCCCGGAGCGGGGCGGCGGCGAGGGUCCGUGGUGGGCAGCCGGCGGCCGCGGGCCCCGCGAGGUAUCUCCCGGGGUGGGCACCGAAGUGCAGGGCGCCCUGGAGCGCUCGCUGCCUGAGCUGCAGCAGGCGCUGUCCUCGCUCAAGCAGGCGGGCGGCGCGCGGGCGCUGGGCGCAGGCCUGGCCGAGGUCUUCCAGCUCGUGGAAGAGGCCUGGCUGCUGCCAGCCGUGGGCCGCGAGGUAGCCCAAGGCCUGUGCGAUGCCAUCCGCCUGGAUGGUGGCCUCGACCUGCUUCUGCGGCUGCUGCAGGAGCCCGAGCUGGAGACGCGGGUGCAGGCCGCGCGCCUGCUGGAGCAGAUCCUGGUGGCUGAGAACCGGGACCGAGUGGCACGCAUCGGAAUGGGCGUGAUCCUGAACUUAGCCAAGGAGCUGGAGCCGGUGGAGCUGGCGCGGAGUGUGGCAGGCAUCUUGGAGCACAUGUUCAAACACUCGGAGGAGACCUGCCAGCGGCUGGUGGCGGAGGGUGGCCUGGACGCCGUGCUGUACUGGUGCCGGCGCACCGACCCUGCGCUGCUGCGCCACUGCGCGCUGGCGCUGGCCAACUGCGCGCUGCACGGGGGUCAGGCGGCGCAGCGCCGCAUGGUGGAGAAGCGCGCCUCCGAGUGGCUCUUCCCGCUCGCCUUCUCCAAGGAGGACGAGCUGCUGCGGUUGCACGCCUGCCUCGCCGUGGCCGUGCUGGCCACCAACAAGGAGGUGGAGCGCGAGGUGGAACGCUCGGGCACGCUGGCGCUCGUGGAGCCGCUCGUGGCCUCGCUGGACCCCGGCCGCUUCGCCCGCUGCCUGGUGGACGCCAACGACACGAGCCAGGGCCGAGGCCCCGACGACCUGCAGCGGCUCGUGCCCUUGCUCGACUCGUCGCGCUUGGAGGCUCAGUGCAUCGGGGCUUUCUACCUCUGCGCAGAGGCGGCCAUCAAGAGCCUGCAGGGCAAGACCAAGGUGUUCAGUGACAUUGGUGCCAUCCAAAGCCUGAAACGCCUGGUUUCCUACUCCACCAAUGGCACCACGUCGGCACUGGCCAAGCGUGCGCUACGCCUGCUGGGUGAGGAGGUGCCACGGCCCAUCCUGCCCUGCGUGGCCAGCUGGAAGGAGGCCGAAGUCCAGACGUGGCUGCAGCAGAUUGGCUUCUCUCAGUUCUGCGAGAACUUCCGGGAGCAGCAGGUAGAUGGUGACCUGCUUUUGCGCCUCACAGAGGAGGAACUCCAGACAGACCUGGGCAUGAACUCAGGCAUCACCCGCAAGAGAUUCCUUAGGGAGCUCACAGAACUUAAGACCUUUGCCAACUAUGCUACAUGUGACCGCAGCAACCUGGCUGAUUGGCUGGGCAGCCUGGACCCUCGCUUCCGCCAGUACACGUACAGCCUGGUCAGCUGUGGUCUUGACCGUUCCCUGCUGCACCGCGUGUCUGAGCAGCAGCUCCUGGAGGACUGUGGCAUCCGUCUGGGUGUGCACCGCACCCGCAUCCUCACUGCUGCCCGAGAAAUGCUUCACUCUCCACUGCCCUGCACCAUCUACAAGCCCAGUGGGGAAACCCCAGAUGUCUUCAUCAGCUACCGCCGGAACUCGGGCUCCCAGCUAGCCAGCCUCCUGAAGGUGCACCUGCAGUUGCACGGCUUCAGUGUCUUCAUUGAUGUGGAGAAGCUGGAAGCAGGCAAGUUUGAGGACAAGCUCAUCCAGAGUGUCAUGAGUGCCCGAAACUUCGUGCUGGUGCUGUCGGCUGGGGCAUUGGACAAAUGCAUGCAGGACCAUGACUGCAAGGACUGGGUGCACAAGGAGAUUGUGACAGCUUUGAACUGUGGCAAGAACAUUGUGCCUGUCAUCGAUGGCUUUGAGUGGCCAGAGCCCCAGGCCCUACCUGAGGACAUGCAGGCUGUGCUCACCUUCAAUGGCAUCAAGUGGUCCCAUGAAUACCAGGAGGCCACCAUCGAGAAGAUCAUCCGCUUCCUGCAGGGCCGCCCCUCCCAGGACUCAUCCGCAGGCUCCGAUACCAGUUUGGAGGGUGCUACACCUGUGGGCCCAAUUUAACCAGUCCUAGUUCCUAAGCCCUUCAGUGACCCAUUUCCAUUGUCCAACCCCACCCAAUGGAGCAACUCCUAAACCGGCUUCUCUGGGCUGAGACAGCCAGGGCUCUUCUCAGGAAAUGGCUCUCCCUCUCCACCUCUUGGUUCCCCUCAAACCCAGCCUCCUCAGUAUCUGAAAAGGGAAGUCGGGCGCUGGGGGUGGUUAGGUGUUCCCCCAAACUCUGUUCUGGGUGUGGAAGGGUCACUUCUCUGUCCCAGAGGCACCGAGAUGGAGGGUGUGCUUCAGGCUGCUCCUAUUGUUGCCUCAACAGCAGCCAGCUUGAGCAGGAUGAUGGCAGGCUGCCCCUGACAGGCGAAGCCCAGCACCACUCAACUGAGUAAGAGCCAGGGCUCAGGAACCAGCCAGGAAUGAGAGUCUAUUGUCUGACCACUUCCAGCUGCCUUGUGGCCUUGCCUAUAAACCACCUAGUGCCCUUAGCUGCCUGCUCUGCCUCUGGGCGCCUCCCCUCAGCCUUCCAGAGGUGUGGCCUCCUGGGUCAGGGGCUGAGUCAGGGCUACACUUACUGUGAUGUUACUUGGAAGCCUCAUCCUUGGAUUGGGGCUUGGGUGGGCUGUGUCAACCUCAUCCCAUGCCUCAGUGCUGUGCCUCAGGCUCCUGCCCUGCCUGACUCAGUUGGCUUCUCCUGGCCCCUCACCCACCACAGGUGGCCCACUUACUCAGGGGGAAGUGGGGCCAGGCAGAACCCCAUGUAGCAGCGAUAGCCAAGGCAGCACCCAUAGUAGCUCCACGUGGAGAUCCAGAAGUUGGCAUUUGAAUCACCUGGGAAUUCUGCAAAAUCUCCUUAAGGAACUGGGAUGCGGAUGGGGGAGUGAGGCUAGAGCCUGCAUUUCUCACAAACUUCCAGGUGAGUCAAUGCUGGUGGUCAAGGAGCAACACUUCAAAUAAGGCUCUAAAACACAAUUCCCUCACGAAUCUUUGCCACUUCCUACGGACUGUUCCAUGGUCUGUGUCACCAUCAGAACGUUCCUAUCUAAUAUCAUCUCCAUUUACCAGAGAAGGAAACUGAGGCUCAGAAAGGCUAGAUGACUUGCCUGGGUUCCCACAACAUUAGCAGUAGCCCCAGGGUCCAGGCCUGGCCUCCUGGUACUCAGUCCACCGGAGUAGUGAGACAUCCUAGAGUCCGCACCCCCACAGAGCCGUUACCCCAAAGAACCUAGCAGUGGAGCACUUGGUUUUCCACAGUGACUGACCCAGAGGCUAUACAGAGAGAGACAAGUAGGCAGGAACACCCUGCCCCUUCCUCCACUAGGGUAGGCGAGCAAGAAAGCAUCUGCCCUCCAGUCAUCCUGGGUUCCAGCUGAUGGACUCAGCUGGAGCCUGCCCCGCCCCGUCCCUCCUGAGGAUAGUGGCUUAUCCUUCAAGGCCGGCUCAGUUCCUAGAGUCACCCACAGGUGCUGUCUAGGUCACCUCUAGCUCUUGAGACCCAUCAUCAGAAAGUCAAAGCCCUAGGACUCCCUCCUUCCCUCCUCUCCUCCGUGUCACAUUCUCUAGCUGGUCCUGACCCAAACUCUGGAGCCGACUGCAACUACACUUGCUCCUCCUCCCUCAUGCCACACAUGUAUGUGCCCAGCAGUGCCGGGUCCCACACAUGAUGGUGAACCAGGCCAACUGGACGGUGCCCUCCCAGAGCAGAGAGUAGCAAUACAGUGUAUAUCCUGUCAGAGGAAGCUUUCUAUCUUUUUGUCCCCAAUCAGUGCCACUCUUUCCUGAAGUCCCACGGUGGUACUCCAGUUUGCUGGUCCAAUUUCCUUGUGUCUAAUAUACUCCCCAUUGCCCUGC